Sciurus carolinensis (gray squirrel) is the source of this 1004-nucleotide messenger RNA. RefSeq lists its product as uncharacterized. The transcript has 3 exons. NCBI's taxonomy places the organism in Eukaryota, Metazoa, Chordata, Mammalia, Rodentia, Sciuridae. The record is from RefSeq and is a predicted model, not a curated record. Bases 1 to 915 code for a protein of 304 amino acids.
AUGUUUUCGACAUUUACAGUCGUUGGGGACUUGUCACCAAAGCUUACAGCCAGAUUUGCGCCUCUGGGGGCUGUAGGGGUGGUCUGCGACGGCCCAGAGAUCCCACUCUGGGUGGGUCCAGGCUGUGGGAGUACACCCGGCAGUACCUGGAACCCGGCAACCUCAGGCCGCCCUUUCUCGAAUCCUGCGCAGGGUAGACGGGGUGAGGGGCUGGGAGCAGGGGCGAGGGGGCGGGGGCGCUCCGCCCAGUCAGUGCCCAAGGGGCAAACCGGAGAGAAAGAGGCCACAGAACUGAGUCACCUGCAGAAGGCCCACCCGCCCCUGCUCCUGCUGGGCACCCUGCUGGGCCCCCUGCUGGGGCGAGUCACGGAAGCUGCGGUGCCCGAGAAGCGCCCCGGCGCAGGCCGCGCACUGACGCGCAGACCCAGUGUCCGCAGACCCGUGUGCCGCGGGUCUCGCGCUACUUGCUUGGGACUCUGCGCAGGAGCAGCUAGGGAGCACCGGUACGUACCGUCCUGCUCCCACCCGGGCUCUCCUCCGCUCCGAUCCCCGGGCCUUCACUCCCCCAGACACCGGAAAGCACAGGCAGCAUGGAGGCCGAGAAACGGGAAGCCUGGAAGCGACGUGGUGCAGGCGAUUAUAGGGCGUAGCGCUUCCCUGCCCACUCCCACUCCGGUAGCCUGGGCUUGCACUGGACGUGUCUCAACUUACGGAAAGAAUACAGUUGCCCUCUGCGGUCCAGAGACCCCACUCACCGAACCCCCAGGAGUGCCUUUUGAGUUGAAAACCAGCGAGACCGUUUACCGCUGCUUCCUGUUAGUGUUUUCCUGUUCUACAACCACUCGAGAGCUCUGCGAACCCUCCGUAUUGGAUGUUUUGAAGAAGUACGGAGUGUUGUUUUAUGAUCACUCCUAGUGUUUAUUACCAGUGUGUGAAAAUAGUGAACAACUUCCCUCUGCCACACACUCUACCAUGAUGUUCAGCCUCACCUCAAGCCCCAAGGA